Ectocarpus sp. CCAP 1310/34 is the source of this 840-nucleotide messenger RNA. Lineage: Eukaryota; Phaeophyceae; Ectocarpales; Ectocarpaceae. The record is from the annotation of a GenBank genome assembly.
AUGAGGAGCAAGCACGCCAUGAAGUGUUUGUCAAAACCUACAGAGAUCCUCGGUAGGAGGGCUACGAAGGCGAGGGAUCGCGAGGAGAAGAAGAAAGCUCGGGGCGAUGCAGCAGGGAUGCAGGAACACCUCAAGAUUUGCCGAGAGAGCCAGGUCACUCUGGCCAAGGUGACGCAGCAGGUCGCAGUGAUUUCGAGUGCUUUGGAGCUUCAGGCGAAGACAGAGCAGAGGAGGGAAAGGAUUGAGGAGUUGGAAAAGGUGGAGAAACUGUAUCGGGCUCGCGGCAUGGAAAAGAGGGCGGACGAGGCUGCUGCGCAAAUGCUGGCUAUUUUAGAGUCGCCGAUAGCACCGGUUUUUGGUGGUAGCGGUACCGUUGCUGCGGGAGUCACCACCUCUGGGGGCGUGGGCAUGAUGGAAGGCGUAGAGGGCGGCGCCGGCGGCGGUGCACAGGGCGACACCGUUGACGUGGAUUUAGCCGGAUGCACGAACGGCAACCGGAGUGACAACGCGGUCUCCAACGAGGCUGCCUCCGUCCGGGCAGGCGCAGGUGAAGCCGCCCGCAACCAUGCCAGGGCUACAGGAGGUCCGGGAUCGGAGGCUACGUCGGGUGCUGCUGCCAAGUACUACGCCUCACUCGGGGCUGCGCCUAGCGGACCCGCCACCGACGUUUUGGAGGUGGACAUUUCGGAGAGUGAAGCGGAUGCGGGGGGCAACGUGCUUGGAAUGGACGUCGACGGCGGUGGAGGUGUUCGCGGAGACGCUUCAGGCGGCAGUGCCGGCAGGGGCUUUGGGGGCGGCGGCGAGGGAGUGGGCGGUGGAGGCAGGCCGGAAAGACCGUAA